Suillus subalutaceus is the source of this 6142-nucleotide messenger RNA. RefSeq names its product armadillo-type protein. The coding region runs from base 147 to 6074 and encodes 1975 amino acids. The transcript is spliced from 23 exons. Gene Ontology annotation, biological process: endocytosis; intracellular protein localization; retrograde transport, endosome to Golgi. The record is from RefSeq and is a predicted model, not a curated record. Gene Ontology annotation, cellular component: endocytic vesicle; membrane; Golgi apparatus. Lineage: Eukaryota; Fungi; Basidiomycota; Agaricomycetes; Boletales; Suillaceae.
CACCAUACUAAGCAUCACUACAUAGAUUCACUACUACACUACUAGUAGCAUCACUGACUGGCCAGGUAGUAGUACAUUGCUUCCUUGCGCCUAGAGCUUCGGUGCUGCAGCUUCAGAGUUCUUCAAUUUGAUCGUUGUUACGGAUCAUGGCAUCCAAGGAGGAAAUCGCAGAGUUAGAUGAGAAUCAAUUGACAGCCGACGGUGGCGAACUUUACUUAUUUCAAUGGUUAUCGAAUCUGGAGAGAAAUCUUAGAAAUGCGAGCACCGAAACGCUCAAGGAGACGCAGGCUUCAGUGGAAGCCACGCUACUGAAAGUGCUUAUACCUUCGGAACCAUAUCCUUGUCCUGCUGCAAGAUGCCUUCUAGUCUUGUAUCAUCGUGGAGAAUCCAGGUCAUUAUUUGACACGCUAAGGGUGUUGCUCAAGCCGGCCUCUGACAUCAAAGCCACGGAUAAGGACUCGACUCGAAUCGCCGCAUUUUGGACAAUUGGAGAGUUGAUGGAGGCCUUUGGCUCCCAGUUCAUGUCCUUUAUGGCCGAAACCGCCACUAUCGCCAUAAAAACAUUGAGGUCAUCUGCGUCGCCGCAUGUCCGAUAUCAUGCGCUCACCAUGCUCCGGAAAACCCUGGUUUCAGCCAAGAAGGCUUUGAGCGACUCCCUUGCAAAGGACAUAAUCAAGCAAAUGAAGAAUGGUUUAACUGAUAAAGCUCUCCCCGUCCAGCGAGCUGCUGCUGCUGUCUUAGCGAUCGUGUAUACUCCUGAAGACUCCGUCACGCUCACAGAUGUGGAGUCGAUCAUGAACGUUUGCGUUAAAAGUCUUGAAAACAGUGACCAGGUGACAACGCAAUCGCUGGCGCAGCUAGUGGGACAUAUGCUCGCGGCCACCCAGAUGGAACGUACCGUAGCGGUCGCAGAGCAGUCACAGAAAGGCAAGAAGGAACAAGAAGACUCCGAUGUUUCUACUCCUGCGCAUAUCGUAGCCGAAAACACCAAAAUAUGCUAUCACAAAUCUCCACCCCAAUUUAACAAAGCUCACAGCCGCAAAACCCGUGCGGGAAUCUUCAUGUUUUACGUCACACUGUUGGCAAAACUCGGGCCAGCAUUUGUGGAAGCCAAUUAUUCUCUGCUUGUUGGUCACCUCAUGACCGAGAUCGUCUCCUAUCCCAAGAAUGGAGCCACGAGAUAUGACAAACUCUUCAUUCGGAAGCUACUAAUAGCGGUACGAAUGCUGACUGAGCAGGGACAAAUAGCUGCAAUUCAAGAUCUUUCCUUGUCAUACUUGAAAAGAUGGCCAGCAUUAAUGCCGGGGCAGGUGGCUCCAUCUUCAUCUAUCCUAACAAUAGCAUUGGAGGAGGUUGCAGGUCUGCUGCAACAACUAGGUAAUGCACCUCCGCCGGUUCAGGACGCUGUCUCUGUACCAUUGAUGACGCUGCUUACACAUCCAAGUCACUCGGUUCGUGUCAAUGCGAGUUGGACCCUCCGUUGCUUCUGCUAUUCUACCCCCCUCCGUUUACCGAAGGCAAUAUUGGCGAUCACGGAGUCUUUACAACGCGACAUUGAAUCCCUCCAAUCUCCUGCAGCUCCUUCAGACAUUGAUCGUCGGACACUUGGUCAUUCCUAUGGUUUGGCGGCUCUUAUCGCUAUUGUGCCACAUCGCCCCCUAUAUGUGUCUUUUGACGUGUCAGCUAGCGUUCUUGACACUGCCACUCAACUCCUUAAGCGCGUUAGUGAUCAUGAUGUUCAUGUCGCAGGGGUAGAGGUUGAAGUUGCCUGGACGUUGAUUGCAUCUCUGAUGCUGCUUGGACCAAAUUUCGUCCGCUCACAUCUACCUCAGCUACUGGUACUUUGGCGUAAUGCAUUACCGAAGCCUACUGCGAAAGACAACGUCUCAGGCCGGUCAGCUGCCGAAUGGAAGUUUCUCCUGCAUGUCCGUGAAAGUGCGCUUGGGGCAAUCCUUUGUUUUUUGCUUCACAACAGUCAACUCACCACUCUUGACGUCGCCCGGAGAAUCUCAUCUCUGCUUGGAAAUGCCCUCUCAUUUUCAAACGUGUUCUUGUCACAGACUAUUGAAGAAGUUUCCGGAACCUCGGUAAUUGAAGAUACUGGACCAUCUAUUCGAACUCGCGAGGCUUCUCUUCGACGUAGAGCAUACCAAUGCUUCUCCGCUCUUGGAACUUCCACUUUGACGGAUUCUGUCCAAUCAAGCUUAUUGCAGUCCGUCCUUGCUGUUUUUGCGGGUCCCGAUGUCGAUAACAUAUCUGCAAUGCAAGCCUCAAUUGCGUCUACCUCCGGUAGUUUCACUUCAAUCUGGCAGAUGACAGAUGGUUACGCAUAUGGACUCACUACGCUCGAAAUAUCCGAAGACGGGGUCGACCAAAGCACGUCUGAAAGUCCUCGCCGAGGUCACAGCAACAGCGAUAGCAUAGAACACUCAAUAAGUGCCCUGCUACGCAAGCCGAUACUAGGAGCUUGUGAGCACGACAUACUUUCUCUUUCUAUGAUAAGCCCGUCAGACGAGGAAAGCCGGUCUUUUAAUGCCCCACCACCCGUGUCGUCAGUCUGCGACGCCGCUAUCGAACUGUUUUCUCAGUUGCUGCCAGCCCAAGACUUGAGCACUACUCUGCGCACAAUCAAUCACUUGAUAGAGUCCAACCGGUCUCCGAAACUUGACAAGAACGCUGGGAGGAGAGCCGCCGUGAUGUUAAAUAGUGUUGUGGCCAUCGUACGAACAUUGCGUGUCUCCAUGAUCUCGCAUCAUCGCCAAUCUAAGGACACCCUUGGGCACUCACAAGUCGCUUCAGCUCUUGGAGCAUUCUUGAAAGAUGCUCUUGUGGAUGGUGAUCCCGCCCUAAGAUCUGCUAGCAGCGAGGCCAUUGGGCGCCUUGCCAAUAUAUCUGGAAGCUCUUUCUUGACGAGACGAGCUGGCUGUGCGCUUGCGUUCGGGUCUCUAUACAGCCACGUCGGUGGACUCGCGGCAGCUCCCAUCUUAAAAACAACUGUAAACCUUCUCAUGUCGUUGAGCAAUGAUUCUCAUCCGUUGGUCCACUUCUGGUCCCUCCGCGCACUGGGACAUGUCAUUAACGCCGCUAGUUUGGCCUUCGCUCCAUUCGUGUCAAGCACCCUGGGAAUGCUGCUCAAAAUAUACUUGUCGGACACUCACGAAGCCGAGGGAGGGACGCUGAACAACGCCAAUAUUGGUGGCGACUUGCAAGCUUACCCCCUUGUCUGCUACAUUCUGGAUGCAAUCAUCACUAUUCUUGGCCCUGACGUUCAUGACUCUCCAAGGACGAGAACAAUUGUACUUGACCUCGUCCACGAAUUUUCGGUGGAAGAUGAUGAACCCAUCCUAGUGGAAGCCAUAAGGUGCAUCCAGCAUCUUCUCAUGUUUGCUCCCGAGCAUGUGGACGUCCCCGAGAUCGUGAAUCGUUUCAGAAGGCACCUUAGUUCACCUAGAAGAUGCCUCAAACUCGCAGCAAUCGAUGCCCUUUAUCAAUUGGUUCAGAAAGACGCUCUAGCAAUGUCCCGAUUAGGUGGAGAUCGCCUCGUGGAGGAUUUGUUUGGAAUGCUAGACGGUGACCCGUCGAUCGAUGGAGUCAGAAACGUAAUUUCAAGUUGGCUACUUCAGACAGCUAUUCACAAUCCAUCCGCUUGGAUUGACCUUUGCCAGAGGAUCAUGCUGCGCAUAAAUGCCUCCCAGAAAGUGGUCGAUACAGCUAACAGUCUCAUGGAUGACGAAGGUCAAUCGUUGAGUGCAUCUAUGUCAAACGAUGACACACGGCAAGGCAACCUAGCCUUGGUUGCUACGUCACGCUGGAGGACGCAACUAUUUGCACUGCGAUGUUUACAUGAAAUCUGCACACUAGUUGCACGCUUCGGACGCAGAGAGCACAUCGACAUACCUUUCGCUCGUAGCCACGGCAUUCCAGUGAACGGCCUCCUUGUAUCUCGUGUCCCAGAUUUGAUCAAAAUGGCCUUCACAGCAUCUGCGGCAUAUGUCACAGAGAUACGACUAGAAGGAUUGGUCGUAUUACGCGAUGUCAUCCAGGUGUUUUGCCAAGCCCCAGACCCUGACUAUCCAGACGCUCUCCUGCUUGAGCAACAUCAAGCACCUAUCACAGCUGCACUUACUCCCGCCUUCUCUCCAGACUCCACUCCUGAAAUUCUGUCUUCUGCCAUCGAUGCCUGUGCAGUGUUUGUUGGCUGCGGCGUUGUCAAAGAUGUAAGUCGGAUGGGGAGAAUUCUCAAACAACUUACAACAGCACUUGGAGAGGUUGACGAAUCUGGCAACUUAACUAUGGGCAAUUUUGUGGACUUGAGCCCAAAUGCAUCAGGCAUGCUGAGGGUUUCUAUCCUCUCCGCGUGGGCCCGUCUGGAAAUUGCUAGUUCUGAGCAGACGUACCUUCUAGAUGUCAUCAAACCCUACAGAUCGAUCUUGGCACCGCAAUGGAUUGCGAGCCUUCGCGAUUAUGCUGUCAUACGGGCAGAUUCCGAAUUCAUACACGAUGCGUCAGCGGUAGCUUUAGACCCGUCGUAUGCAAGCCUCGGUAAAGUAGUUCUGCUCCCAUACUACGCUUCUUCCUGGGCAACCAUCCUACAAGCUGUUGCGAACGCUAUGAACCGCUCCGAUCAAUACAUUUCAGCUGCCAUCCUUGGGAAGGAGGUGGGGACAUCUGUUAAUGGUAUCGACUCCGCAGCAGAAGGGCCAGCGCCCCUUUUCUUCCCCCUCUUUGGCCUUAUAUAUGAAGCACUCGCGACGUCCUCGCCAGAUACCAGCUCACGAGGUGACACAGUGAUUGCCUGCCUAGGGGCGCUGAAAUGCCUUCUCGAUCCUCGCUAUUCAGGGAAAGCCCUUUUGGAGCCUACUAUCUUUCAAGAAUUCAUGAGUCUCAGUCAUCGAAUGGCUAUGACAGAAUCUGCAGAGGUACUCAUUCACCUGAUUACUGUCCUGACCACUUUUGCCAAACACUUUGGCCAAUAUGUACCCGGAGGUGAUCUCAGCAAGGGGAGUCAGAACAACGCAGCCAUUCCUCCGGAUUCGGUUCGCACUCAUUGUCUCAAGAUUUUUGCCUACACCCUUCGACACUCUCGUCACAAUCCAGGAACGACGGCGAUUCGUAAAUGCAUGUUCUUGCAGAAGGCGAUCUUCCCUGAUAUUGCAAAGAUGAUUUCUGGUUCCCUGGGUGCCUUCCACCUCAUUGCCUCGACAACAGAAUCUGAUGUUCGAGAGGAUGUACGGGGAAUAGGCUGCGUGCUCUAUGGCGAGCUGCUGAAAGAUGAAACUUCGGAAGCGGAUUUGGUGACUCCCACUCUUCCGGCUUUCAGAUCCUUGUUGGCCGUUUCAUGCCAUCCUAAUAUCCGCGAACGUUACGGGAAGCUUAUCCACGGCUUAUUAUCAUCGUGUCUUUUGAACGUGGACGAAAUGAGGGGACGCGAAGGUUUGAUCUCGUCGAGAAAAGUCAAAACGAAUCUUCUCGCGGCGGUGCUCAUCUUGACCGUCAUUCCUGCACAAGUGGCGGUUUCUCGUGAUGUGGUGGAACACCUGUUCUUUCUUAUAUCUCAGAAGCUUGAAGAAGGCGACCAGCAGAUGGCUAUUGUGGCUGUUCACUGCGCCAAAACCCUUACAAUCGCUGCGUCUGGAAGCGAACUUCUUCGAGCCUGCGUUCGGCUACUUCUUCCCGCACUAAUCCAAUAUGUUGCCAAAAUGGUACCUCGAGUGGAUGAUGGAACAGUGUCAGAGCAGCAGGCCAUCUCGAUAGACGAGGUUUGGAAAACAUUUGCGACGCUCGUUUUGCUGGCUAAAGACGAACAACGUUCCCGUCUCUUGAGUGUCCUGCUACCAACAAUCACAUUACUUCUACGCCCCUCUCAGAUGCCUCCAUCAACGAUACACUCUAGUGGCGUAGCACACUUGCUUUCCCUGGCAGCUAGUUCGCCCGCGUCCUUCAAGGAGGCCACUACUCAGUUGGACCCCUCUGUGCGGGAAGUACUCGAGGUGUCGAUUCGGAAGGCUGUCGAAGGUGCGGCGGGCCCAGUGCAGCAGAGCAUGAAGCCGCAGAUCUCUCUGAGAUCAUUUUGAUAAAGUAAUUACCACGUGUACAUGCGUAGAUCAUAACAUACAUGAGGACAACAUCUCAUUGAACGAUC